Fonsecaea multimorphosa CBS 102226 is the source of this 1911-nucleotide messenger RNA. RefSeq lists its product as uncharacterized. NCBI's taxonomy places the organism in Eukaryota, Fungi, Ascomycota, Eurotiomycetes, Chaetothyriales, Herpotrichiellaceae. The transcript has a single exon. The record is from RefSeq and is a predicted model, not a curated record. Bases 1 to 1911 code for a protein of 636 amino acids.
AUGGACGUUCUUGACCAAAAUUCGGCUCAAUUCGAGUUCGCUACAUUCAAUAGCAUCAAGGGCGGCGCUCAAGGCGCUGGAUCCAACAAAGCUCCCUUCCUAUUCAUUGUCAAAACCCCUACCUCUGGCGCAUUAUCCCGCUCAACUACCCGAAGUGCUGCUGCGAGCAUCAACAGCCACGCCCAGCGGUGGGCUCAGGAGGCAGCCUCUUCCAAGGCUAUCGACGGUAGCAGCACUCAGCGCCAGACAGACACCUUGCUCUUUGAGAAAUGCUUGACGAGGUGCCGAGUUUCUCGACUGUUGGAUGACCCAAAUAAACCAUCUAAGGGGAGACGCUCAGCAAAUGCAAAGCAAACAAGUCACAUCACAACAAAAAGGGUCAAGAAAUUGAGGCGAGCAACUUCUGAAAGCCGCAGUGUGGCGUCUGACAAGGAUACCUCGACAAGUCCGGAACCCGAGUCUCGACGGCGACAAGAUUCAAGUGAGGACGAGUAUCUUGACAACGACGCGAUUCAACUACUGCUGGGCCCUUCCCCUGGUCCUGGGCAGAAACCUGUCGUUGAUCCCUUUGAUUGCACAGCUAGCACGAUAGACAGCGACAUACUACCCAUCCUCCAAUACUUCCUCAGUUUUGCUCUUCUCUCUACACCUCGAGGCGACGAUGGCCAGAGACCUCCAGACGCCGUAUUUGCCCACCACUUCUCCAGCAUUGAUGCCAUCAUCCAAGGCUGCAUGAGGAAGAGUGUGCACAUGUACGCCCUCCUCGCAGCCACGGCCAGCCGAAUGAGAAGAGUCUCGGGCAUAUCCUUCCGCGCGGGCAGCGGACCCGAAUUGUACCUACACAAAGCCCUUCAAUGCCUGCGAUUGCUGCUUGACAGUCAGUCGGCGGCCGAAGACCGUCAGAUCAUCCUUGACAUCUAUUACCUAAGCGUAUGCGGGUGGUAUAUGGAGAAUUAUGGAGAGUCGAAGACCCACUUCAACAUCCUUAAACAUUUCUGGAAGACGUUGACUCCUGGGCAGUCCACGCUUGAUCGGUACAUCUAUGAUAUGCUCAGUUACAAUGCAAUCUUCCUGGAAUCUGACGCCACGAAUGUGGAGGGAUCGAUGGUGACACCGGAGCUCCUUUGUCCUUCCACGGGAAGUGGAAAGAUCUAUCAAUCCUUGGGCUGGCACCCCCGCCGAAUCUAUUCGCCUCACCACUGUUCAGCCUUUCCCGCAGCACUGGAACAAACGACAUAUAGCCCUGAUUUGAAAAAUGUGGUGCAGGAACUUCCCUCUCUUGUUUGGUUCUUUGAUCAUUUCCAUCAGAACCCCGACUUUAUCGGGCCUGAGACGGAUUGGGUUCUCAGCAAGAGCAAAUUCCUGGUACUCCGCCUGUUGGAGAUCCCCAGCUAUGGCGGCGAGCUUUGCUGUCGACUAGCUUUGGUCUUGCUGCUCCAACAUAUCUCCCAGUCUACCCUGACAAAGUUCCAUUGCACCGACGAAUCCAUCUAUUCUUCCUCGGCUUCCGAGAAAAGACCGCCGAUAGGCCCAGCAUUGAUCACGCAACGUCUAAAACACCAGCUCCAGUACGAAAUGCUCCAGCCCUCGAAGGAAGUGGCCUCGGGCGUGGACUCCGCCCCACAAUCCACCAGCGGAACCCACGUGACCUGGACGGGUAGAUCCGACCGCAUGCUCCUUUGGAUCCUCAUCACCGGGCUCUUUGGGGCGCGCAACACCGAUCAAAAAGAAGAGCACCGAUGGUUCUGGACCCAGGCGGUGGCGUUGAUGCGAGUCCUCAGCAUUGGAUCCGUGAAGCUGUUGAAGGAGUUGAUGAAUUCGUUCGUGUGGGUCCAGGGCAUGCUUGACGAUCAGGCGUUGGAGGAGUUGUUCAAGUUAGGCUCGGUGUCCGAUGAAAAAGAUGGUAAAUGA